Molecule: messenger RNA, 732 nt
Organism: Nicotiana tabacum (common tobacco)
Lineage: Eukaryota; Viridiplantae; Streptophyta; Magnoliopsida; Solanales; Solanaceae
Source: RefSeq, a predicted model, not a curated record
AUGCCUCCUUUAUUAGCUGCUCAUAAUUUUUUGGUGUCGCCUACAGAAAUAGUCUAUGCUCUUGAGAAACUCGGAACAAAAGUGAAGUGGCCGCCGAUGAUGAGAUCAGACCCGAACACCAGAAAAUCUGAUGCCCUUUGUGAGUUCCACCAGGAACACGCGCGCAAAAUAGAAAAUUGCAUCGCCCUCAGACAAGAAGUCGUAAAUAUAUUACGUCAAGGGCAACUCAAAGAGCUGUUAAGCGAUAAGCGGAGGACUAACUUUUCCAGAGGAUGUGAACAUCAAGGCCCGCCAAAGCCGCCAUCGCCAGCUCGUACCUUCAACAUAAUCAUCGGUGAUGGCGACAACGCCUCUAUCAACAACGUGAAGUUCAUCACCACUCACAAGUUCAAGCGGUCUAUCACCCCCGAACAGUACGACAGACUCGAAGAGAGUACCAUCUUCGACGAGUCGGAUGCUGACGAUUUGACUUUCCCUCAUAAUGAUGCCCUCGUUAUUACUUUACGCAUUUUAGAUACCGAUGUCAAAUGCAUCAUGGUGGACGAUGGAAGCAGUGCAUGCAUUAUCCAUCCCCGAGUCCUUACCCUAAUGAGUCUCGAGGAUAAGAUAGUGUCAUACUGCAUCACGCUAACCGAUUUUAAUAAUGCAGUUGAGCGGACAUCUGGGGAAAUUACACUCCCCGUCUUGGCCGGUGGCGUGACUCUGGAGAUGACAUUCUACAUCAUGGACUAG